CAAGGGGGCGCAGGCUCUCCACAAAUAGAGCAGAUGGCCAUGUUGCUCUUAAAGAUAAGGAAACCAGGCUAAUUGGGGAUUUAACUUGGGGUUGUUUACAACUGGAUGUUUUUACGAAGGUGUUCCUCUUAACCACAACUUCACAGAGCAUUAAAAGCCUUGAAAAUCCAUGUCCUCCCCUGAAAUAUCCUCCCUCUCCUGGGGCCUGAUGAAGGUGAAGGGAUGCUCCUCCAGCUACAAGGACUGUAAGGUCUGGCCUGGAGGCAGUCGGGCCUGGGACUGGAGGGAGACAGGGACUAAUCACUACCCGGGGGUGCAACCGGCUGAUGUGGAAGAAGUUCUGAAGAAGGGAAUAGAGCUGCUGGUCAUUGGAAGAGGCAUGAGUGAAGCUCUACAGGUCCCGUCUACCACUCUGGACUUUUUAAAGCAGAAAGGCAUUGAAGUCAAAGUUCUCCAGACUCAGAAGGCUGUGGAAGAAUACAACAGACUGGCUGCCGAAGGUGCCAAGGUGGGCGGCGUCUUCCAUUCGACCUGCUGAAGGGUCCUUCCCUCACCUCACCCAGCAGAUUCCUCCUCACUGUAGACGUACGUGGUGAGGCUGAAACGCCAAACCUUGCUGUUUGA
This is a messenger RNA of Cyprinodon variegatus (sheepshead minnow), 624 nucleotides long. RefSeq names its product adipogenesis associated, Mth938 domain containing (gene aamdc). The record is from RefSeq and is a predicted model, not a curated record. The transcript has 4 exons. Gene Ontology annotation, biological process: positive regulation of fat cell differentiation. The coding region runs from base 170 to 538 and encodes 122 amino acids. NCBI's taxonomy places the organism in Eukaryota, Metazoa, Chordata, Actinopteri, Cyprinodontiformes, Cyprinodontidae. Gene Ontology annotation, cellular component: cytoplasm.